Ascochyta rabiei is the source of this 540-nucleotide messenger RNA. Its product is annotated as translation machinery-associated protein 16. The transcript has 2 exons. Gene Ontology annotation, cellular component: nucleus. Bases 1 to 540 code for a protein of 179 amino acids. Lineage: Eukaryota; Fungi; Ascomycota; Dothideomycetes; Pleosporales; Didymellaceae. The record is from RefSeq and is a predicted model, not a curated record.
AUGGUCAGCGAUCGGUUAAGCAAAGUGCACAAGGCGAUCGCAAAGAAGAAGGGCAAGAACCCCAACCUGCACGAGGGCAGUCGAGACACCCAGCGACUGCAGCGCGCAAGUGCUCGAGAUGACAAGCUCAACCGCCUAUCAAAGCUGAGGGAGAAGGAAAACCGACACUUCUUGAUGAGAGUGAAAUCGUUCCAGUCGUAUACCGCAGAGCACACUUCACCUCUCAGCGUCAAGGAACUCCAGGCCAUGAUCGAAGAUUACCUAGGGCGUGAUGACGAGGAGCUUGCCAAGCUGAAAGCAGAGCGUCGCGCAGGACGGCCUCCAAGCACUCGCCAGACCCUUUUGGAGCAAGCCAGAGCCACCGAACAGGACGAGUAUGCCUCCGGGUUUUGGAUUCCGGAUCUGGAGGAUGAGGGCGUCCUGCAAAAGUUGAAGCAGUGGGACGGAAAGUGGGCCAGUCUUCCUACGCUGAAGUUCGCAAGGAUCUCGAAGGAGGGUUUCAAGAAAGUGUCGAGUUUCCCACCCAAGGGCAUGUCAUGA